UUUUGACAUGUGUCAACAUCUAUAACCGAUAAAUAUGACACGUGUCGCGAUCUCUUGAGUUACUAACUUCGAAAACCCAACUUUAUAUAAUAAGAUACAAUAUGCAAUCGAUUUAGUAAUGUUGGUUAAGUACUUGUACCGGUUUGUGGUCCAAUAUACUAUGCAAGGAAAACUUUUCCCUUUUCAGCAUAAUAAUCAAACUAGAUAGUGACAUGUGGUGCACCGCGAGGUAAUUUUGGCUUUACGGUUAUAAGUUUAGACUAAACUUAUUUAAACCCAAAUCAAAUUUAUUUUUAACUAAAAGUACUAACCCUAGAGCACACUUAGCCAAAAUUCAGAGACUCUCGCCUCCUUCUUCUUUCUCUCGCCGAAACAACAAUUUCCAGAAGGUUUCCAGCUCUAGAUCCUUUCAGUCCUCUGAAGCUAAAAUGGUAGGGAUGUUGAGUAAGGCGUUGCCUGAAUAUGCGAAUUCUAAAACGGCGGUGUGGUGGGACAUGGACACCUGUCCGGUUCCAGAUGGUUAUGAUGCUGGUCGGGUCCGUCCGAUAAUAGAAGGGGCGUUGAAGGAGUUGGGAUACUAUGGUCCUGUAACUAUCACAGCCAUGGGAAACCUGAAGGAAGCAACUGCUCACUUCCUGCAAAGGCUCUCUUCCACUGGAAUCGUGGUUCAACACGCCAUCACCGAUUGCGUAGGCACACUCAUUUUCAGUGAUUUGAUGGAAUUCAAAAGCAAUAAUUUACCACCAGCUACAAUAAUGCUCAUAUCCGAUAAGGUGGAGGAAGAAUUGUCUUUCCCUCUUGGCCGGAAUCAACAAAUUCGUAGGGGAUACAACAUUGUUCGGGCACGUUCAUUUGGUGGUACUCUGUCACGUAUCGAGCAUACUGCAGAUUGGCGCUGGAAAACCCUACUGGAGGCGGCGGCAGAUUCAGUGUCUCAGGACACAACAACAAGUUAUGUUCUUCGGAAAUGCAGUUCGUCCUCUGCCUUGUCUUCGUUUGUAUGCAGAGCAUGCAAAUUUACUGGCCUAAGCGUUGCAAGUUUCACCAGUCAUCUCUCCACUGAAGAACAUAAAAAGACGGAGAAGAAGACUAUUAGGAAUUUUAGUGUGCCAGACUUCUCACCUUUCAUAACGGCAAAGAUGAACGACCAAGCGGCGCCUGAGUACGUGAAUUCUAAAACGGCUGUGUGGUGGGACAUGGACACAUGUCCAGUUCCCGAUGGUUAUGAUGCUCGCAGGGUGCGUCCAAGUAUAGAAGGGGCCUUGAAGGAUUUGGGAUACUGUGGUCCUAUAACCAUCACUGCCAUGGGAAACCUGGAAAAUGCACAUCCUCACGUCCUGCAGGGGCUCUCUUCCACUCGAAUCCUUGUUCAACACACCAGAAGGGUAGGCGCAUAUAUAUUUAGUAAUUUGACGCAUUUCAAAGCGCAUAAUCCGCCACCAGCUACAAUAAUGCUCAUAUCUGAUAGAGUGGAACACUUGUCUCUCUGCCUUUCUCUGGCUCAACAAAGCCGUUACUACAACCUUGUUCUGGCACGUACAUAUACUCCUGAGAGUAUGUCACGUCUGUACCAUACUGCAGAGUGGCUCUGGCAAACCCUACUGGCGAGGUCUCAGGAGACAACAAGUUAUGUUCUUCGCACGUGCACUGCUUCGGGUGACUCUGCCUCGUCGUUUUUUUGCAAGUCAUGCGACUUCACUGGCCUAAGCGUGACAGAUUUCACCAGCCAUCUCUCCUCUGAAGAACAUAAACAAAAGGAGAUUUUUAUUUCCAAGUCUAGUCUGCCAAACCCCCACGACAGUGACGAGGACAGUGACGAGGACAGUGACGAGGAAUCAAUGGCUAAGAUUCCAAAGCGAAAACGCUCGAGGAAAGUAUUUCGGACGACUCAGGUACUUCUUUUUAAUAGGCGUCCCACCCGACGUGGCCGCCCAUGAUAAGAUCGUUUUUUAUUUUAUUUAUUUACCGUUUCUGUCUUUUGUGUUCCGAGGGAUGAUCGAGGACUCAGUUUGAACUAAUUUUUAUUUGGUUUGUAAUGGAUAAUUUAUGUAUUUCAAAAAUUUCUGUUUGAUAAAUUACACCUCGACUAUACUUUUCUUGUAUUGAGUUUGUCUCCUCCUAA
Molecule: messenger RNA, 2122 nt
Organism: Arabidopsis lyrata subsp. lyrata
Lineage: Eukaryota; Viridiplantae; Streptophyta; Magnoliopsida; Brassicales; Brassicaceae
Exons: 8
Coding region: 429-1937 (502 amino acids)
Biological process (GO): regulation of gene expression
Cellular component (GO): peroxisome
Molecular function (GO): RNA nuclease activity
Source: RefSeq, a predicted model, not a curated record